Molecule: messenger RNA, 1227 nt
Organism: Miscanthus lutarioriparius
Lineage: Eukaryota; Viridiplantae; Streptophyta; Magnoliopsida; Poales; Poaceae
Source: the annotation of a GenBank genome assembly
AUGGGCGCCUCCACUCCUCGCCACCAUUCCAGCUCCCCCUUCCAGCAAUCCCUCCUCUCCAGGCGGAUCAUCACGUUCGCGCUAUACGCCCUGGGGCCCAAAAUCGCUGCCGCUGCGGGCGCCGCCGGUGGAGCAGCAAGAAAGAUCGCGGCGCCAAGGUGCGACUACUCGGAUGGGGCGUGGGAGCGGAGCGAGGCGGGCCCGCUGUACAACGGCACGAGCUGCGGCGAGACGAUCAAGGCCGCCCAGAACUGCGAGGCGCACGGGCGGCCUGACACGGGGUACCUCCGGUGGCGGUGGCGGCCGCGCGGGUGCGCGCUCCCACCGUUCGACCCCGCCGAGUUCCUGCGCCUCGUCCGCGGCCGCCACGUCGCCUUCGUGGGCGACUCGCUGGCGCGGAACCAGUGCGAGUCCCUCGUCUGCCUUCUCAGCUCCGCGUUCCCGGCCCAGCUGGUGCGCGGUGCCGGCGGUGGGGACGGGGACGGCGACGGCGACGAGCUCCGCAAGUUCCGGCGCUGGGCGUUCCUGUCGCACAACGCCACGUUGUCCCCCAACGAGCGGUGGGCGGCGGAGGUCCCCGGCAUCGACGUGGUGGUGCUCUCGGCGGGGCACUGGUUCCUGCACUCGGCGCUCUUCUACGACCGCGGCGCGGUGGUCGGGUGCCACCACUGCCCGGAGCCCAACCGCACGGAGACGGGCUUCUUCGGCGCGUUCCGCCUCGCCGUCCGCGGCGCGCUCCGCGAGGUCGUCCUCCGCGGCGCCAGGGCGCAGCGGCGGCAGGGCGGCAGCGGGGCGCCGAAGCUGGCCGUGCUGACGACCUUCUCGCCCGCGCACUUCGAGGGGGACUGGGACAGCCCCACCGCGUGCGCGCGCACGGAGCCGUACGCGCCGGGGGAGCGGGCGAUGGAGUACAUGGACGGCGAGAUGCUCCGCGCCGGGGCCGAGGAGGUGGCGGCGGCGGCGGCGGACGCGCGGGCGCGCGGGGCCGGGCUGACGGUGGAGGCGCUGCAGGUGACGCGGAUGGCCGGGCUGCGCGCGGACGGGCACCCGGGCGCGUACAUGCACCCGUUCCCGUUCGCCGGCGGCGCGAGGGAGCGGGUGCCCAACGACUGCGUGCACUGGUGCCUGCCCGGGCCCAUCGACACGUGGAACGAGAUCCUGCUGCAGAUCGUCAAGCGGUGGGCCGACGGGGUCGACGCCGACGCCUCGUCGUCGUCGUCGCCGUGA